Molecule: messenger RNA, 1237 nt
Organism: Peromyscus maniculatus bairdii (prairie deer mouse)
Lineage: Eukaryota; Metazoa; Chordata; Mammalia; Rodentia; Cricetidae
Gene: Ninj1
Product: ninjurin 1
Biological process (GO): tissue regeneration; cell adhesion
Cellular component (GO): membrane
Source: RefSeq, a predicted model, not a curated record
UCGGGGGCGGGCGCUCAACCCUAGCCCGCGGCGGAGGCGCAGGGCGCGCUCAGGCCGUGUGCUAGGCGGCCCGGCGGCCGCACCAUGGAGUCGGGCGCCGAGGAGCACGAGCUCAACGGCGACCUGCGCCCGGACUUCCCCGGUUCCCCCGACGCCUCGCCACCCCGCUGGGGUUGGAGGAACCGGCCCAUCAAUGUAAACCAUUACGCCAACAAGAAGAGCGCAGCAGAGAGCAUGCUGGACAUUGCGCUGCUCAUGGCCAACGCAUCGCAGCUGAAGGCCGUGGUGGAACAGGGUCAUGACUUUGCCUUCUUUGUGCCUCUCGUGGUCCUCAUCUCCAUCUCUCUCGUGCUGCAGAUCGGAGUGGGCGUGCUUCUCAUCUUCCUGGUCAAGUACGACCUUAACAACCCAGCCAAGCAUGCCAAGCUGGACUUCCUUAACAACCUGGCCACAGGACUAGUAUUCAUCAUCGUGGUGGUCAACAUCUUCAUUACGGCCUUUGGGGUCCAGAAGCCUGUAAUGGACGUGGCACCCCGGCAGUAGGACACCCCGGUGAGUUGAGUCCUUAAAGUUACCUGAUCGCAGCCCAGCUGUCCAGACCCCUGCAACUGCCGUGCCCUUAAGGCAUGUUUCUCCUUGUGCAUCACUCCCCUAAAACCACCAGAGCCCACGCUGGCCACCGCCGGACCAUGGUCAGAGGUGGACUUCCAUCCAACUGUGACUGCUGUGUGGGUGGCUGCUCGAGGCAUGUGGGAACUGGAUGCAAGGCUAUGAAGAUUAGAACUGGACAGCCCCACAGAAACCCUUGCCCAGAGAAUGGUCACUGCCCACCAAGGACAUGCAGCAAGUCCAUGAUUGGGCUCAACGAGGGGCCAGCGCUGGCCGACGUCUCAGGACAUUCCAGAGGGACCAGGAUCUGUGCCUCCCUUUGCUGAUACAUCAGUGUCUCUAUUUCCUAUGGAGCCUGCACGGGUCACCCUGGAGACUGCUGCCUCUGCUGUUUCCUAGGCCAGGGACCCUGGACAACUGUCCGUGCCUGUCAGCUCCAGUAGUGGCCACUGGUUCCAGCCUCAGUGCCUAGGCUUGGCAGCCAGUAAGAGGCAGCCAUGCCCAUGGGGGCCACAGGUCAUGCCGGUACCUUCUGCCAGCAGUGACCUGGGAAGAGCCCAGCCUCCUACUCAGGGGUUUAGACCCCACUUUUCUAAUCAGGAAUGACAAUAAAGCUUAUGUGCUUCCC